AUGUUUUCAAGUGGAGUUAAUUAUACAAAAUUAAAAACUUUUCUAAGAUUAGCCAUUAACAGAUUGAAAUUGUUAGAAAAGAAAAAAAUGGAAUUAGCACAAAAAUCUAGAAGGGAAAUUGCUGAUUUUAUUGAAACUGGUAAAGCAGAAAGAGCUAAGAUAAGGGUUGAACACAUUAUUCGAGAAGAUUACAUGGUAGAAGCCAUGGAAAUGGUAGAAAUGUUUUGCGACUUGUUAUUAGCUAGAUUUGGUCUCUUGCAACAAAUGAAAAAUGUUGAUCCAGGAUUGGAAGAAGCUAUUUCUAGUAUAUUAUGGGCAGGUCCCAGGUUGGCUGCCAUGGUUCCUGAACUAAAAUCUAUCUGCGAACAAUUGGCUCUCAAAUAUGGAAAAGAUUAUGCUGAAUCUUGCAAAGAAGAUAAAAAAGAUACAAUUUCUGAAAAAUUAAAACAUAGACUGGGAGUUGAAUCUCCGACAAAAUUAUUAGUCGAAAAGUACCUCAUAGAAAUUGCAAAAAAUUUUAACGUAGAAUAUGAACCGGAUGAAAAAGUCAUGAGAGAAGGAAUUGCCACUGACAUGCUUCUUGAUUUAAAUGAUGACAAUAAAAACAAUUUCGGAGGUGGUGUACCAUCUCCACCUGGAUUUAAAGGUUUUCCUCAACCUCCCAUGGCACCUCCAUCAGAUUUUCAACCAUUCAAUUAUAAUUAUCCUUCUCAACCUCAACCACAGCCUCAAACAUCAAAAGUUGGUGGAUUUGUUGUUCCAAAGCCUUCUAAUGUUGGAUAUGGUGUGCCAUUUUCUUACAAUAUUCCUCCAAUGAAUGAUCCUGUUCCUAAACCACAAAACUACUCUUAUAACUUUGAACAACCUCCAUCCGAUUCUGCUGCAAAUGAUGAGCCCAAUGAUUUAAAUCAAGAAAAUUUGAAUAAACCUAAACCGAGUCCAAGAUCGAAAAUGUCUCCUCCAGGCGAUUCAUUGUUUCCGGAAUUACCAAAUGUGCCUAAUGAUGUACCAUCAAUGUCUAAUGAAGAUUUAGCAAAACUUAAUCAAAAUGACAAUGAAGAAAUUGAUUUUGACGAUUUAACAAAACGUUUUGAAAACCUCAAGAAGAAAAAUUGA
Pediculus humanus corporis (human body louse) is the source of this 1116-nucleotide messenger RNA. RefSeq lists its product as uncharacterized. NCBI's taxonomy places the organism in Eukaryota, Metazoa, Arthropoda, Insecta, Psocodea, Pediculidae. Bases 1 to 1116 code for a protein of 371 amino acids. Gene Ontology annotation, biological process: protein transport. The record is from RefSeq and is a predicted model, not a curated record. The transcript is spliced from 6 exons.